AUGGCACCCGCCUACGAGGCACAGCAGUGCAACCCCUUCGGCUUCUGCGCCCCGGUAUCACGACCCGCCCACGGCUAUCUCGUCUCUCGUCCUCAGCCUCGCCGCCCACAAUACUCGCCCUACAACAACUUCUUCAGCCAGGUCGAUGAGCUCCUGAGCGAGAUCGACCGCGAGGCACAACGCGAGGCUCAGCGCAAGGCGCAGAUCGAGGCCCACCGAGAGGCACUACGCGAAGCUUACCGCCAGCGACAGCUGCAGCGCAAGCGCGCACUUCGAGCCGACUUCCAAGUCAACCAGAUCGAGCAGGGAUGGCAGGUGGAUGGAGACAUCCAGGGCUUCGAACAGGACAACAUCAACAUUGAGGUUAUCGAUGAGCAUACACUGAAGAUCGCUGGCAACACCCAGUGGCAGUCGGAGAAGUCGCAAGCUCAGCCACAGCUACCUCAGAUCGAAGCCCAGCCCAUACCUGCCGCUAGCAUUGAGCAGCCCACCGCUACACACUCCGAGCCAGAAGUCGAGAGCACCACUGAGACGGAGGCACCUACAACUCGCGCCGCUACACCCGACAGCGAUACCUCAUCGCAUAAGUCAUACCAGCCCACCGUCGAAGACGACUUCGAAGACCUCGCCGCCGACUUCCCUUCUUCGCGACCAUCAUCUCCCACCGAGCCCCGCGAACCCAAGGGCAAGGAGAAGGCCGUCGAUGAGCCCAAGAACACCGAGACCGCUGUUGUAGCCAAGCCACAGCCCGAGGUACCGGUCCAGCAACCCCAACCCCAAGAGCAGCCCCAACAAGAACGCGUCCACGGAUCUUUCGAGCGCACUUUCAGGUUCCCUGAACGCAUCGAUGUCGCCAAUGUAGGCGCUAGCUUCAAGGACGGUGCGCUCAAGGUGACUGUGCCUAGGGCGCAGGUGAUGCAGGUUAGGAGGAUUGCUAUCUUAUAG
Messenger RNA from Alternaria triticimaculans, 945 nucleotides. RefSeq lists its product as uncharacterized. Gene Ontology annotation, biological process: response to heat; protein folding; response to hydrogen peroxide. The transcript has a single exon. Lineage: Eukaryota; Fungi; Ascomycota; Dothideomycetes; Pleosporales; Pleosporaceae. The record is from RefSeq and is a predicted model, not a curated record. Bases 1 to 945 code for a protein of 314 amino acids.